AUGUUCCUCUAUAAGACCCUGUCACAGAGAGAAGAAGAUGAUGAGUUGGAGGAGUCCCAGAAAUCCUGGAUAGAAAGCACUUUCACCAAGAGGGAAUGUGUGUACAUACUUCCAGCCUCAAAAGACCCACACAGAUGCCUUCCAGGAUGUCAGAUCUGCCAGCAGCUGGUGCGGUGUUGCUGCGGGCGGCUGGUCCGGCAGCAUGCCGGGUUCACCGCCAGCCUGUCCAUGAAGUAUUCCGAUGUGAAACUGGGUGAGGACGACUCGUCUGCAGAGUUGGAGGAGUGGUCAGUGGACAGGCACACGGAGGAGAAGCCGACAGACGCUUACGGAAUCAUCAACUUCCAGGGGGGAUCCCAUUCCUACAGGGCCAAGUAUGUGCGACUCUCAUAUGACACAAAGCCAGAGAUGAUUCUUCGACUGAUGCUGAAAGAAUGGCAAAUGGAUCUUCCAAAAAUCGUCAUAUCUGUUCACGGCGGGACGCAGAACUUCGAUAUGCACCCCCGCAUCAAACAGGUGCUGGGGAAAGGCCUGAUCAAGGCUGCACUCACCACUGGAGCCUGGAUUCUGACUGGAGGCGUUAACACAGGUGUGGCCAAGCACGUCGGAGAUGCCUUGAAAGAACACUCAGCCAGAUCCACAAGGAAAAUUUGCACUGUUGGAAUCGCUCCGUGGGGGGUCGUGGAAAACAGGAACGACCUUAUAGGCAGAGAUGUGGUCGCUCCGUACCAAACGCUGCUGAACCCUCUGAGCAAACUCAACGUGCUGAACAACCUGCACUCCCAUUUCAUCCUGGUAGACGACGGGACAGUGGGAAAGUAUGGGGCAGAGGUCAAACUGAGGAGGGAACUGGAGAAACACAUUAAUCUGCAGAGAAUUCAUGCCCGAAUUGGACAGGGUGUUCCUGUGGUGGCUGUAAUCUUCGAGGGGGGGCCGAACGUGAUCCUGACUGUGCUGGAGUACCUGCAGGAGAGCCCCCCGGUCCCGGUGGUGGUGUGUGAGGGGACUGGGCGUGCCGCUGACAUUUUGGCUUUCGUUCACAAACAGACAGAGGAGGGGGGUCAACUUCCUGAGGGUGCGGAGGCAGAAAUCAUCGCGACGAUCAAAAAAACCUUCAACUUCAGUCACAGUGAUGCUCUCCACCUCUUCCAGGCUUUGAUGGAGUGCAUGAAAAACAAAGAACUGAUCACAGUCUUUCACAUCGGCUCAGAGGAUCAGCAGGACAUUGACGUGGCCAUACUCAGGGCGUUGUUGAAAGGCACCAAUGCAUCUGCGUUCGACCAGCUGGUCCUAACACUGGCCUGGGACAGAGUGGACAUCGCCAAAAACCAUGUGUUUAUUUAUGGCCAACAGCUGCUGGUGGGGUCUUUGGAGCAGGCCAUGCUGGAUGCACUGGUCAUGGACAGAGUGGACUUUGUCAAGCUGCUUAUAGAGAACGGUGUCAGCAUGCAUCGCUUUCUCACCAUCACACGACUGGAGGAACUCUAUAACACGAAACAAUCUCCGACUAAUCCAACCCUCUUUCACCUGGUCAGAGACGUCAAACAGGGGAACCUACCUCCCAACUAUAAAAUCACACUGAUUGAUGUGGGUCUGGUCAUUGAGUAUCUAAUGGGUGGAACUUACAGAUGCAACUACACUAGGAAACGCUUCAGAACUAUUUACAACAGUCUCCGUGGAAACAAUCGGCGCUCAGGGCGACACUCGUCGGGCGGGGCGCGCCUUCGCAAGAAUCCCGAGUCUUUCAGCAUCCAGGCCGACAAAAAGGAGAAAACACGCCACAAUCACUUCAUCAAAACGGCCCAGCCGUACAAACCCAAGCUGGAGUCUGCGACUGCCGAGUCUAAGAAGAAGAGUAAGGAAGUAGCCGUGGACAUCGACGACCCGGAGACGCGGCAUUUCCCGUACCCCUUUAACGAGCUGCUGGUUUGGGCAGUGCUGAUGAAGAGGCAGAAGAUGUCACUCUUCUUCUGGCAACACGGGGAGGAAUCCAUGGCCAAGGCUCUGGUUGCCUGCAAGCUCUGCCGCUCCAUGUGUUACGAGGCCAAGAAGAGCGACGUAGCAGACGACACGUCUGAAGAACUGAAAGAAUACUCAAAUGAGUUUGGCCAGUUGGCGGUGGAUUUGCUGGAACAGUCGUACAGACAGGACGAGACCAUGGCCAUGAAGCUGCUGACCUACGAACUGAAGAACUGGAGUAACUCCACCUGUCUCAAGCUAGCUGUCUCCUCCAGGCUACGCCCGUUUGUCGCCCACACCUGCACCCAGAUGCUCCUCUCCGACAUGUGGAUGGGACGACUCAACAUGCGCAAGAACUCCUGGUACAAGGUCAUUCUGGGUAUUCUCGUCCCCCCUGCGGUCCUGUUACUGGAGUACAAGACCAAGGCGGAAAUGUCCCAUAUUCCCCAGUCUCAGGACGCCCAUCAGAUGAGCAUGGACGACAGCGAACACAACCUGCAGCACCCGGCCGAGGACAUUCAGAUGGAUGUGUUUAAAGAGGUGCGGAUGAAUGAGAGCUGUGAGGUGAAGGGGGAGCUGGAGGUUCAGGUCUGGUCCAGGAGGUUACCCAUCACCAGGAAGUUCUACGCCUUCUACCACGCUCCCAUUGUCAAGUUCUGGUUCAACACGCUGGCGUACCUGGCCUUCCUCAUGCUCUACUCCUACGUGGUCCUGAUCAAACUGCCGCGGUUCCCGUCGCCGCAGGAAUGCAUCGUGGUCCUGUACAUCACCACCUCUGCCGUGGAGAAGGUCCGAGAGAUGUUCAUGUUUGAAGCUGGAAAGAUAAGUCAGAAGAUCAAAGUGUGGUUCAGCGACUAUUUCAACAUUUCCGACUUUGUUGCGAUCGUUACGUUUUUCAUUGGAUUUGGUCUGAGAUUUGGAGAAGACAAAGUGUUUAUUGCUGGAAGAACGCUGUACUGUUUGAAUAUCAUAUUUUGGUAUGUGCGACUCCUCGACAUUCUUGCCGUGAACCAGCAGGCUGGACUUUAUGUGAUGAUGAUCGGUAAAAUGGUGGCUAACAUGUUUUACAUAGUAGUAAUAAUGGUGGUGGUUCUACUGAGUUACGGAGUUCCGCGGAAAGCCAUUCUGUACCCAAACGAAGAGCCCUCCUGGACACUGGCCAAAGACGUGGUCUUUCAGCCGUACUGGAUGAUCUAUGGAGAAGUGUACGCGUAUGAAAUUGAUGUCUGUGCGAAUAACAGUGAUGAGAAUGUAAAGCCCCUCUGCACUACCGGGGUUUGGCUGGCUCCUCUCUUACAAGUCGUCUACCUCUUUUUCCAAUACAUUCUCAUGGUGAACCUCCUCAUUGCUUUCUUCAAUAACGUCUAUAUGCAAAUCAAGUCCAUCUCCAAUCUGGUGUGGAAAUAUCAGCGGUAUCAUUUUGUCAUGGCAUAUCACGAGAAGCCGAUUCUUCCUCCCCCCCUCAUCUUCCUCAACCACCUGGCGUCUCUGUUCUCCUGCAUCUGCAGGAAGAGGAAGAAAGACAGCUCCUCAUACGGGCCGAAACUCUUUCUGACGGAGGAGGAUCAGAAGAAACUGCAUGACUUUGAGGAGCAGUGCGUGGAGAUGUACUUCCACGAGAAAGAUGAUAAGUUUCAUUCAGGUAGUGAGGAGCGGAUCAGGGUUACCUCAGACAGGGUUGAAACCAUGUGUAUACAGCUGAAGGAGGUUGGGAACAGGGUUAACUUUAUAAAACGCUCUCUUCAUACGCUGGACUCCCAGAUCGGUCACCUGCAGGACCUGUCUGCUCUGACCGUGGACACUCUCAAAGCACUGACUGCCCAGAGGGCCUCCGAGGCCAGUAAGAUUCACAACAAAAUCUCCCGGGAGCUCAGCAUUUCCAAAAACCUGGCGCCCAACCCCACAGACAUCGGCCCUCAGUCCAAGUCCUCCGUGUUGCACGGCAGCAGCCUGGCGACCUACUUCCCCCCGGGGGCGGGAAACAUGGCCGACUCGCUGUUCGGAGGGGGGGGCCAGGACCCUUUCGGCCGGCGGCCGGGCCCGGAGUCGGCCGCGAGCCCGGACAGGAGGGCCGCACACACCCCAGAGGCUGGUCCCUCGAGCUGUGCCUUAAACUACAGUGCCACGCCCCCCCCGGAGCUGCGGCUCAGGAUUCACUCCCGUCCAGACAAGCACACAGAGUCCGGCCCCAGCAGCCUGCCGCACAACCCCCCCCCCACAGCCACGUUUUUCGUCAGCACCCCCUCCCAGCCCAACAGCUCCAGCCCCCCGGAGCUCUCCGAGGGCCCAGAGCAGGAGGAGCAGUCCCAGAGCUCCGCCGUGGAGUUCGGGGCUUUCGUCGGUAAGUACGAGGGCGGCGGUCGUGACGGAGGCGCGCCCUGCGUCUGUCCCGUCGUCAUUGUCACUCGAGCGUCCAGCGUCGCUCGGCCCUUUUCCCCGCCUGCUUCUGCCGAGAGAGAGUGUUACGUCAAUCACGCGUUUCGUGACGACGAGGGUAGUGUAGACGUCCCCUCAGCGGGGCUGGAAGCCCUCCACAGAAACGCCCCUCUCCCAGGCUGUGACCUGGCCCCUGCCGUCCUCCGUGGGAAACCCCACGGCCAAGCCUUUGCAGAGGGACUCUGUGAAAAAGCCCAGGCGCGGCCCGGGCGAAUAAAGCGCCAUAGAGAUAAUCAGGAAGAAAGCCCUGCUCACAGUCGACAGCUGAGUCCAUCCAAACGGAGCAAAGAACCGGGUCAAGCGCAAGGUCACCUGAGGGCGGUGAACUCAUACGCAGCAUUCACGGAGCUGGACAGGAAUACAGCACUGCUCCAUCCUGAAUCCACGCUGGGCAAGCGCAGUCGCACGUCUGCUGAAGACGUCCGUUUCCAUGACAAGCCCAGGGUGUCUGCUCUGCUGGAGAGGACGCAGGAGAAAUCGGGGCAGACCAGCAGUCUGAGCCUUGGAGGUGAUGCCCUAAACGCGGCCGGCCUGUACCCGAGCCGACACGCCCAGCUGGGUGCCAGGAAAGACUCCAUCGGAUCUCCCUUCAAACCCAUGGAGAGUUUCCAGUAUUCGGCCGUGGAACGUAAUAACCUGAUGAGGUUGUCCCAGAGUAUCCCGUUCACCCCUGUGCCUCCGAAAGGAGAGCCGGUGACUGUGUAUCGUUUGGAGGAGAGCUCUCCUAACACCAUUAAUAACAGCAUGUCGUCGUGGGCGCAGCACGGCCUCUGUGCCAAGAUCGAGUUCCUGAGUAAGGAGGAGAUGGGCGGCGGCCUGCGGAGAGCGCUCAAGGUCCUGUGCACCUGGUCAGAGUACGACAUCCUGAAGCCCGGUCACCAGUACAUUGUUAAGAGCUUCCUCCCUGAGGUCGUCCAGACCUGGCAAAGUAUUUACCAAGAGGACACUGUGCUUCAUCUGUGUCUCAGGGAGAUCCAGCAGCAGCGGGCUGCUCAGAAACUUACCUUUACCUUCAAUCAGAUGAGGCCCAAAACCAUUCCUUACUCUCCCAGGUUCCUGGAGGUGUUUCUGUUGUACUGUCACUCUGCGGGACAGUGGUUCGCUAUAGAGGAGUGCAUCACCGGAGAGUUCCGCAAAUUCAACAACAACAACGGAGAUGAAAUCGUCCCCACAAACCUGCUGGAGGAGACCAUGCUGGCCUUCAGUCACUGGUCUUAUGAAUACACCAGAGGAGAACUACUCGUCCUGGACCUUCAAGGUGUUGGAGAGAUUCUGACAGAUCCCUCUGUUAUCAAAAGUGGUGAAAAGGGGUCAUAUGAUAUGGUUUUUGGGCCGGCCAACCUAGGUGAUGAUGCAAUCAGAAACUUCAGAGCCAAACAUCACUGUAAUUCCUGCUGCCGCAAACUCAAACUUCCUGAUCUGAAGAGGAACGAUUACACGCCCGAUAAAGUUACUCUAAGCCAGGAUGACCCCGCCCCUCCCGGAGGCCCCGCCCCCCCAGGAGGCUCUGCCAAAGAGCAAAGGCAUUCUAUGCGCCUAAUGCUGUGAUUUCAUUGGCCAGUGGAGGAGAGAGAAGAAUAUUCAUCAUCAACACAACUGGAAUCUCAUCUCUGUUUUUGUAGAGCACGCUCGACAUGCAUCUGCGUGUUGUGGCUUUAUGUGAAGUCUACUCGUUAUUUGACUGAGAGAAAACACAGGGACGUUUGGAUGUUACGUUAUGAAUAUGAAGUUCAUUUGUCUGGCAAAUAGAACAAAAUUAAAAUUGUGUUUUAAAAUGUAUAUAUGGGGAGAGAUGGGGCAAUUUUUAUUUUUAAACUUUAUACAUGAAUAUAAAUAUAUACAGUGGCUAUAUAGGUGGUACAAUCUUUUUGUAUAUAGGGGUAAAAUAUUUAGUAUGAAUUAUGAGAAGUUGCCUUGUAUAAAAAAAAAGCAAUUUUAAGUGCAUUAUUUGUUUUGUGUUUUUUUGGUUACAGUAGGUUUUUGAAGGGAGGAGCUGCUCACAUUCAAAUGGCCAGAGAUUUGAUCUACGACAGAAUGUGAUCACGAGACUUUUUUUUUAAGCGUUUAAUGACGUGUAGAGAGCUCUGUGUUAUGGCUUUUUGUGGUUCAUAAUGAUAAAAACACAUGAAUAAAAUCCUGUAAAUUAUGGGCAGAUUGCAAUGCAACUGGAGUAAACUCCGUGUCAUUUUGAUGUGUCUGACACUGAGGCCAUAUGUCCACCAACACAACCGUGAAUUUCUAAUGUUACAAAGGUACUAUUGUCAUUUUUGUCAUGUAUGAGAAUUUUAAUCUGUUAUCUCAUCGAUACCGGUGUCUGGCACGAACCUCACAGAUUCAGAAACAAGAAUAUUUUAUGCUGGGGUGUUCAGUUGUGAAAUGUAAAGCUAUAUUACUGUAUACAUUUUAUACUGUAUAGCAUUUAAACUAAUAAAAGGCAA
Chanos chanos (milkfish) is the source of this 6833-nucleotide messenger RNA. It is a transcript of the gene trpm7, whose product is annotated as transient receptor potential cation channel, subfamily M, member 7. The record is from RefSeq and is a predicted model, not a curated record. NCBI's taxonomy places the organism in Eukaryota, Metazoa, Chordata, Actinopteri, Gonorynchiformes, Chanidae. Gene Ontology annotation, molecular function: calcium channel activity; ATP binding; protein serine/threonine kinase activity. Gene Ontology annotation, biological process: monoatomic cation transmembrane transport; protein phosphorylation; calcium ion transport. Gene Ontology annotation, cellular component: plasma membrane.